AUGUGUGACAAAUAUGAAUAUGUAUUACCAUGGAUUAUCAUACGUCAAAUAGUAGAACAAGCAUGGCAUAGAUCAUCAAUAUGUACUUGUUAUUAUAGUGAAGAGGCUGUAAACAAGAUGAUUAAAAUGUCUAAUCACCAAGAUGCAAAGAACAAGAAUACAUUUCAGUACACUCAAAUGUGGUCACUGUAUCAACAACUAUUAGACGUACACAAAGAAGAUAGGAGGAAUUGUCCGAUGCACUCAUACCACUAUAUCAACAACUUGGAGGUAUCAACUACCAUCACCGAGCCAUUCAUGUCUACCCGUAACGACAAGAACAAGUGGAGACUAAAACUAUUACUUCUAUCAAAGAGAAUCAAUCAAUUCAUAUCGUUUAAUCUCCUGUGUCGUAUCAGAGUACCAUUUACAAACUCGACGUGGAGCCAUCUAAACAAUAAUGAACAUUGUCCAAUUAAAAGACCGACUCAUGUAAACGUGUUUAUGGAGAGUCAAAGAAAGAAUCGUACAAUGUUUCCCGAAACUAGAUCGUUCUUUAGUUCAACCGAGAAACUCACCAUUGAGAGAAUGAACUAUUCUCCUAGACUCCAAGAACUAGUAAAAGUCAUAUCAAUCUUUGCUGAUGUAAAGUCUUUGACGGUUAAGAAAUCAGUGUUUGGUGUACAACGAUUAUCAGCAUUCAAUAAUAUCACUAGUAUUAAUUUAUUGGAAAUGUCAGAGACACUUGGAUCCAUUUCAGGUCAGCAUAUUUUGGAUAACAUACCUGCUGGAGUGACCAAACUCUUAAUACCAUUCAAAUUAAAUACUGUUCAAGUGAAUCAACAUCAAGCUGAAACUAUUUUAGUCACCAACAUUGAUCCUCCCAAUCAACUAUUCAAUAUUCAUACACUCUAUACCGAUAAGUUGGAUCAUCCACCAAACUAUACUCUUCCAACUGUUAGAUCGGUAGUUGCAUUUCCACAGACCCACAUUGACAACCAGUUCUUUACCAGUACACCAAAUAUCAAGGCACUCAAAAUAGCAAGGUAUCACGUACUCCCUCAUAGUCACCAGAUAUCGGACUUUUAUAAACUUGGAAUUAAAAAGUUAGUCUUUUCUAAUCCCCUCGAAAUAACCUAUGAAACUAUCACUAGAUUUAAUAUCUCUGGUUACAAUUAUCAAGGUUCAACUUUUAAUGGUCAAUCAAAUCAAAGAAAAUAUCAUUUCACCUAUAAUAAUAAUAAUAAUAAUAAUAAUAAUAAUAAUAAUAAUAAUAAUAAUAAUAACAUAAUCUCGUCAUCCACAACUGAUGAUAAUAACAUUAAUUAUCAUCGUAAUGUUGAAAUCAUACAACCUUCUUCCUCACAACCAACUCUACCGUUUUAUAUAAUUGAAAAGAUUGUUAAAUUAUCUUGGACUAGUUAUAGGUGUAUUUGUACAUUUAGAAAAGAAGAUGAAACAAAACAAAAACACAUGAUAACAAGAGAAAUGGGAAAUAAUUUAAAAGAAUCAAAGUUUAAUUGUCCAGUUCAUCGGGAUAGGAAUGCAAACACCCUAAAAGAGACAUAUUCAAUUUCAAAUCUACAUGUUGAUAUUAAUCAAAGAAGAUAUGGAUUGUCAAUGGUAUGCAAGAGACUAUUCUCAUUUAUCUCUAUACAUAUCCCAUCUUCUGUUGUAAUCUCGAUAACAGAAGGAACUACAACAUCACAACAACAAGAAUUAAAGGAAACUCAUGACCAUUUUUCCAAUCAGUUCUGUUUGUUGGGAAAAUCAAUCGAGAAUCUUGUUAUUAUAUCACCGCUCAGGUGUAUUGAUCUUUUCAACAACAAUCCACACUACUCCAAUGUAAAGAAAUUGACAAUACUCAAACAAUUAAAUACCGGCUCACUACACCCACAAGUAAACUUUGGUCAACAUCCUAUACUCGCCAAUACCUAUUUACAAUCACUUCAGAGUGUAGAUAUUUCAAAAUGGAAUCUUGCCUAUCCCGAUGUAAUGGAGACUCUUAAAAAGAUUCCUCUUAAAAAGUUUUACUAUUACUGUGGUAAAGUAGACUUUAUAUUCUCCAAUGACUCUUCCACUCGACCAUGUAUACUAUUCUCUACAUUAGAGUCAGUAUCGAUUGGUAGCCUAAGCUUUAUCAACAAGUUGGAAGGACUCAAAAAGUUGAGACACCUUCGAAUUGUUUUAAACCCAGAUUGCCAAAUACCUCAUGUCUAUGAAGAUGAUCCACUUGCCAUCCAACUUCCACCAAGUAUCACAAAGAUUUCAUUCCAAGAGAGUAAAUUUGCAAGACUAUGUACUUUUAAUCCACAGAUACAAUAUAUCACACAACUAUAUCCACACAGCUAUGAAGAAAGACUUGGCAAGAGUAGAAAUGAGAUGAUGUAUUUUGUAGAACAAUAUCAAAUCAAAAAAGUUGUCAUUCAUUACAACUAUAAAACAACUUCCCAACUUCCCAUCCCCACUCCUCUUUUACCAACAACCGACAGUCAUUAUCAAUAUUAUGGUGCCUUUUUAAGAUCCUCUAGAAAAUUAUCUCAAUCUGAUAUAUUGGAUUCAGAUAAAGAUCAUAAAAAUCUAUUUAUAAAAUGGGUAUUUCUUUGUGAAAAAGAAGGAAGAAAUAAAUAA
This is a messenger RNA of Cavenderia fasciculata, 2610 nucleotides long. RefSeq lists its product as uncharacterized. The transcript has a single exon. The coding region runs from base 1 to 2610 and encodes 869 amino acids. NCBI's taxonomy places the organism in Eukaryota, Evosea, Eumycetozoa, Acytosteliales, Cavenderiaceae. The record is from RefSeq and is a predicted model, not a curated record.